Molecule: messenger RNA, 2757 nt
Organism: Hipposideros armiger (great roundleaf bat)
Lineage: Eukaryota; Metazoa; Chordata; Mammalia; Chiroptera; Hipposideridae
Product: zinc finger protein 709-like
Exons: 4
Coding region: 164-1996 (610 amino acids)
Biological process (GO): regulation of transcription by RNA polymerase II
Molecular function (GO): DNA-binding transcription factor activity; RNA polymerase II cis-regulatory region sequence-specific DNA binding
Source: RefSeq, a predicted model, not a curated record
CUAUGUUUCGCACAGGCAUGGACGUUUCAAUUCGUCCCUCAAGAUCCUGUGUCGCGAGCCCUUAACGGUCCCUGCUGGCUCUGUCACAACCUCUGUCGCGCUGUGAUCUACACUGGUCGUGGGAAUCGUAGUAGGGACUCAGGGAGACCCCGGAAACCCAGAAAUGGACUUAGUGGCCUUUGAGGAUGUGGCUGUGACCUUCACCCUGGAGGAGUGGGCCUUACUGGAUCCUUCACAGAAGAAACUCUACAAAGAUGUGAUGCGGGAAACCUUCAGGAACCUGGCCUCAGUAGGAAAAAAAUGGGAAGAUCCUGACAUUGAAGAUCAGUGCAGAAAUCAGGGGAGAAAACUAAGAAAUUAUAUGGUGGGGAGACUCUGUGAAAGUAAAGACAAUAGUCAGGGUGGAGAAAACUUCAACCUUAUUUCAAAUUUCAAUCUGAAGAAGAAAACUGGAGUAAAACCAUGUGUGCGCAGUUUAUGUGGAAAAGUCUUUGUGUAUCAUUCAUCCCUUGAUAGACUCAUCAAAUGUCACACUAGACACAAGUCCUCUGAGUAUCUGAAAUAUGGAGAGAAGCCGUAUAAAUGUAAUGUAUGUGGGAGAUCCUUUAGUUAUCUCCAGUGUUUUGAACAACAUGAAAGAACUCACACUGGAGAGAAAACCUAUAAAUGUAAGGAAUGUGGGAAAGUCUUCAUGUGCCUCAAAACCUUUCGAAAACACAUGAUAACACACACUACAGAGUCCCCUUAUAAAUGUAAGGAGUGUGGGAAAAUCUUCAGUUGUUCAAGUUCACUUCGAUUACAUGAAAGAACACAUACUGGAGAGAAACCUUAUGAGUGUAAACAGUGUGGUAAAGCCUUCGGUAUUCCUAGUUCUCUUCGAAUGCAUGAAAUAACUCACAGUGGAGAGAAACCCUAUGAAUGUAAGGAAUGUAGAAAAGCCUUCAGAUAUUACCAAAGUUUUCAAACACAUGAAAGAAAUCACACUGGAGAAAAACCCUAUGAAUGUAAAAAAUGUGGCAAAGCAUUUAGUUGUCUCAGUUACCUUCGAAAACAUGAAAGAACUCACAUUGUGGAAAAACCCUAUGAAUGUAAAAUAUGUAGUAAAGCAUUCAGGUAUCCCAGUUAUCUUCAAAUUCAUGAAAGAACUCACACUGCAGAGAAACCCUAUGAAUGUAAACUAUGUAGUAAAGCAUUUAGUUGUCUCAGUUAUCUUCGAAAACAUAAAAAAACUCAUACUGGAGAGAAACCCUAUGGCUGUAAGGAAUGUGGAAAAGCCUUCAGAUGUUAUCAAAGUCUUCAAACACAUGAAAGAAGUCACACUGGAGAGAAACCCUAUGAGUGCAAAAUAUGUAGUAAAGCAUUCAGGUGUCUCAGUGAUCUUCGAAGACAUGAAAGAAUUCACACUGCAGAGAAACCCUAUGAAUGUAAAAUAUGUCAUAAAGCAUUUAGGUGUCCCAGUUAUCUUCAAAUACAUGAAAGAAAUCACACAGGAGAGAAACCCUAUGAAUGCAAAAUAUGUAGUAAAGCAUUCAGGUAUCCCAGCUAUCUUCAAAUACACGAAAGAACUCACACUACAGAGAAACCCUAUGAAUGUAAAAUAUGUAGCAAAGCAUUUAGAUGUCUGAGUUACCUUCGAACACAUGAAAGAACUCACACUGGAGAAAAACCCUAUGUGUGUAAAAUAUGUAGCAAAGCAUUUAGGUAUCUCAGUUAUCUUCAAAUACAUGAAAGAACUCAUACUGGAGAGAAACCCUAUGAGUGUAAGGAAUGUGGAAAAGCCUUUAGUUACCACACAAACUUUCGAAGACACCUGACAAUGCACACUGGAGAGAGACCAUAUAAAAGUGCAGAAUGUGGGAAAGGCUUUAGUUAUCCCAGUUCCUUUCGAAUGCACGAAAGGACUCACUGGAUAAAACCUCUUGAAUGUAAACAGCAUGGGAAAGACUUGCAUUGGCCCACAUCCUUACAUGUGAAACUUCCCAUGGAAAAGAAAUAAAAAUGUAACAUGAGAGAAAGCUUGAUAGAAAUUAAUCCAUGUAUAAUGGGCCAGAAAACUUUCAAUAUGAACAGCUCUUAUUAAAGUUGUAAAUAUAUUGUGUUAAACCUUUUUCUUAAAGUGCAUUAUUGGACCUUGGAUUUCUACUAAUUUCAAAAAUGAAUAUUCAGAUGUGAUCAUUCUGAGAGUAGUCUUUCAACAAUAAUACAUAAGAUUAUUGAUUUUUCCUUAAAAUGUUUAAUAAGAUUUCUCUCCACUUUGAAGUGUAUUUCUUACACGGAGUUACGUUAAAUUUUUUAUGUUUUAUUCUGUCUUAAGGGGCCAUUAAAAAACAACAGUUUUGUAGUGGGAUUUUCCUAGCAUCAUUGUGGAAAUCCUUUAUAUCCCUAGAUUAGUAUAUAUAUUCUACUUUUUCCUCUGAUAAAGCUCCUUUUUGGGGCUAAUGGAUAGAAGUGUUUUUCCAUUUUUUGAUACUGAUAAAUAGUUUAAAUAAAUUUUAUGUACAGCAGUUUUAUGAAAGAAUAUAGUUUCAUGUGAAUAUUAUUUUUAUAUAUGUACCUUUGCUUUUUGUCCUUCCUUCUAACCUGUGUUUGUUGAAUUAUUUUGAUUUAAGAAGAGGGACCUGUAAUAGGGCAAGAAAAUCUACAGUUGGAAAUACCCCCCAUGGGUAAUGUUAGGAGCUUGAUUUUCCAGAAUCCAUCCCAUUUAUGGUUCCAUGUUAGAAUUUCUUUUUUUCUUUUAAGAUUUUAUUGGGGAAUUGG